This is a messenger RNA of Wallemia mellicola CBS 633.66, 6663 nucleotides long. RefSeq lists its product as hypothetical. Lineage: Eukaryota; Fungi; Basidiomycota; Wallemiomycetes; Wallemiales; Wallemiaceae. The record is from RefSeq and is a predicted model, not a curated record. Gene Ontology annotation, cellular component: cytoplasm. Gene Ontology annotation, biological process: regulation of GTPase activity; small GTPase-mediated signal transduction. The transcript has 7 exons. Bases 252 to 6572 code for a protein of 2106 amino acids. Gene Ontology annotation, molecular function: guanyl-nucleotide exchange factor activity.
GGAGGUUCAAAAAGGAUGACGAGACAAAGCCGAACUUUGUGAAUUACUUGAAGCGUCUACAGCCCUCUAAUAGCAAGAAAUCUAUACAGCAGUCGAAUUCUUUGCAUUUCAACCAGCCGUAUAGCAACGGUGAACAAAAGCACUCAAAAUCCGUAGACGAUUUAAACAGCUUUAAUGAUCAGCUAUCUCAGCAACAGCCCAGGAGAGAUCUUGCCGAGUCAUCUCUCAGAACUCGUAAGAUCUCCCUUCCAAUGGCUGUAUACCCAAUAGAGGAGAAUAACCAAUCGCUUACGCCGGGAGAUAUCAAUCAGAGGCCACAGAGAAAGUCCUCACUCGCUGCCCAAUCUAUUUUGUUCGGAAAUCCAACCCCGCUUACUUCAAUUCCACAGUCCUCGUCCUCCAGCUUGGAAUCUCCAUCUAGGGGAUCGCCUACACCUGAACACGACAAUAUAGUCACCCCCACAUCAUCACAUCCGACACUCUACCCAAUACCUAACAAGAGAUCUGGCGAUGACGACACAUCUGUCUCACCUACCACAACAACUAAUCGCACUCUUGAGACAGAGUUGAACAACCGUGAUGAUCCACCUUCACCGACACCGGGUAGAGAUAACGACUUCUGGAACCAAGAACGGGCAGAGAAGAGAUCGUCUCAGAUCACUCUCCGAUCGGGAUUUUUACAGAGGAAGGUCGAUUAUAUGCCAUCUCGCAAGACACAGGCCGAAUUAUCACGUAAUUGGAAACCGUUUAAAGUAGCUUUGAGGAACAACAAACUCUUCUUGUACAAGAUACCAUCCUCUGACAAGACAAACGCAGUCAAGGAUUUCUUCCCUCAUAGACUUAUACCAAGUGCCCCUAUUCAGCAACAAAGUCCAGCACAAAAAUCGCGCGCUUAUUACGGCAAGAGCAAGCAUCCUGGACUUGUCAUUGAUGAGAGCGCAACUGACGAAAGAGUGAUCGGUGGUAGUCCAGAGGCAAUCGUCCAUGAAAUGAUUUUUGGUACUCAAUCCUCGUCUAAUGAACAACAUUACGAUUACGUAGAAAGCGUUAUAUUCAACUACUCAGCGAUACUCGAAAAGCAUUUCACAUCGACUAGGUUCUUCAAUGAAGUUCAGAAAUGUGCAAAUACUGCUUUACAGGAAGCUCCAAAUGGCGAAUACAUCCAACGCGUGAUUCUGCCAUUCAUUAUUAGAUACCUCGUGGUCGUACAAAUGUUACAGUUAGAUGAACAAGCAAAGAGAUUAGUCGUCAAUCUCAUCGAAGCCAUUAAAAGUAGACCUCCAAACAAGGAAGACGACGAUCUCGUAAAGGCUGUUCAUCCAAAACUUUUCAAUGCUCGUGAAAUUCCACCAAUGUUCACACCAACAGACUAUCAAUCUAGACUUAAUCAUGACGCGUCAUCUCCACAGGUGCUACGAUCUGAGGUUUCGAAGCAUCUCGCUAACGCUGGUUUAACACCAGCCUUAUUCUUGGUCCUCGAACCUCGUGAAAUCGGUCGCCAAGUCCAUUCUUAUCAUGUCGAACGUAUUCGUGGUCUCGGUGAAUAUCUCGAUAAACGUGGUGGUGACAAAUUGAGAGCAAGACAGGAGGUUUUCUGGGGAUUAUGUCAGCAAUCCGAUGAUACUAACCCAUUGCUACUCCUGUCUUUCUCACCAGCCAAACCACAUUUCUUGACAAGAUUGAUCCUGCAUCAUGUUCUCAUCCUUUCAAGACAGCCGCUAAAUUUGGAGGGUAUAAGUUCACUAGGUCAACUGAGAUCGUUGGUCGCAGCUACAACCUCUUCUCCAACUGCUCUGCGUGCAACAUUGAUAGUCCACUGGAUAAGAGUGGGUAUGUCAUUGGAAAGACUUGGUGACGCCGCGGGAUGGGCAGCUGUCGCUUUGGGUCUCUGCUCGCGAGCUGUUUCAAGAUUAGCGCGCACCUGGAAACGUAUUGGUCGUGAAGAACGUAACACGGUUUCAAGAUGGGCAGCUACAUUGGCAGAUUUAGGUGUUGUGGACGAAGCUGAAACUACAACUGAAGCUAAGGUUAAGCCGGCUACAUCAAUACCUACUUACACCAUCACACCAAAAAGCAAAGUAAGACCAGCAGCUUUGCCAUCAGUUCAUGUCACGUCAGCAUCUAUACCUUACCUUGGAACAUUAUUGGAUGACGUGAAACCAACGCUUGAUGCUCAUAGCACAGAUGAGAUACAGAUCACACCUCUCUUCAGAUCACGCAAGAGGUUAUAUGAAUCCUUCGCAUUAUUUGAGGAAGCUUAUAAAGGACAUAGCGUCAAGCUUGGCUUGAAUCAUAAGAGUAGCCGCGAUACGAUCGGUACAAACGAUGAGGAAGUUGCCGUUGGUAGUCAUGAAGGUGAUACCACUGUAGCACCGAGAUCUGCUGCUUUAUUGGUCGAAUUCGCUGCUCUAUGGCAGUACUUGUCUUUGAUACCAAUACCACAAUUACCUCAGAUAUCUCUUUACAUUGGAAAUUCACUUAGCUGUGAAAGCAGAUUACUUAACGCACCUGCGGAACGCAAGACACACAAACCAGAAGAUUCCAUUGCGAGUGCCUUACCGGCACUUCCUACCGACUACAAACCACCUACGCAACUCAGUGUCAACCCGUUAACUCCAUUGACGUUUCCACCAACACUGGCAUAUAUAACCUUCAGUGAUACCAACAGUAUUGCCACAGAAGCGAAUGAAAGGUUGUUUGCACCACAGUCGAGGCCAAAGAUGACAAGGUUGGAUAGUGCUGAUUCGUCAAAUACUAUCAGCUCUAUAACUCCAGCUUCAAGUCAACCGUCUCAACCAAUAGUCCGUACACAUUCGCUUCAGCUGCGGAGAAGGAGCUUUGACAUUGACCUCAAGCGUAAGUCUUCACGCAGAAUGACUAAGAAUGAAGACGGUCAAACACCGCUCCUCGCUAUCGAGAAAGCAGCUAAGAACAUUCAUGAACCUCAGAAUCGACGUAUGGCAUUCCAGCGAACUAUGAAGGAAAUGGCAGCCGGUGGUGCAGAAACUCUUUUCAAUCUAUGUGAUGGUGAAUUGGUUAUCAAGGCAUUACCAAAUGAAUCAUCCUUCGUCAAAAGAUUCAGCGUCUCACACAGAUUAUCAGUAGCAACUUCCACCAGUGGCCAUACAAGGACUGAUGGACCAAGUGUACCAGCUUCACGCACAGGUGAAGAAGGAUCAAGACCAACGUCUCUCAUCGAAUCUCGUGCUACUUCUCGCCAUGCUAGUGUGUCAAAUUUCUCCACAGCUACUGGUACGACUGGAGCCCUCGGUCGUGCUGCAUCUAUCAGACGUCAAAGUGUCGUGGGUACGCCUAGUCAACGCUAUUCAAAUUAUAGCAAUUUCAGUACGAACAAUAAUAGUAACGAGGCUUAUUUGAGGGUCCAUGUUAAAAGUGGUAACUUAGAUCGUCUUAUUGAUGUUCUCAUCCUCGGUAUUGAUCAUUUAGGUGUACAAAGAACGUCUGCUGAUGAUAUGGGUGGUGGUUUGGAAGUAUCCACAGCUGGUAAAGGCAAGAUCCGAUUUUCAAUGGACUUGACCGAGUACGCUGAUGUUUUCUUUGCUACAUUCAGAAGUAUAUGUCCUCCGUUGAAGUUAUUUGAGACACUACAGAAACGCUUUGAAUGCGCGCCAAAUGUCUCACCAGAAUUAUCAUUAGUCGCUUCAGAAGUUCACUUCCCACUUUGGAAGUCAGAACGGAUACCAUUUGAUCAAAUUGAAUGGGAGCAAGUCACGAGAGUCAGAGUUGGUGUUAUCGAUGCUCUGAGAUUCUGGUUAGAGUUUGGUGGUGGAUUGCAAGAUGCGCUGGAUGAGCAAUUACUGUUCUCUGGCUUGAUUACAUUCCUCAAAAGCGGUCAGACUAUGACACAAGAACGUCACAAUAGUGAGGACCAAUUAGCUUCCUUGCAGACCACUCAGCGUGCCAUGCAAUCACUCUACGAGUUCUUUAUCAGACAGGCUUUACGCCCAGAUUUGAUAUCGAAUAAUGAAGGAACAACUGAAACAACAAACCUCAAAUCAGAAACGAAUAGCAAUCCUUGUGCGUCUGAGAGUGAACACGCCGAACAGCCGAAUAAGCAGAAAUCUUCGGACAACAAAACCAAGGAUAUUCUCGAAGCUGCAUCAGUAGUCGAAAAUAUGGAUAACAGGACUGCUGAAGAGAUCGUCGACGCAUUGGAUCAAAUUGGUUCAGCUAUUUUGAGAAACAUUUCAGAGCAAGACCUUGUUGCAACGGCAGAAUUAUUUGAAACUCAAGUAAAUGAGAAUGAAGGCUGGUUUGCUAGUAAAUUUCAGGAUACCAACUACAGUCUCGCUCAAGAAAAUCUAUCAAUCCAAGAUAUUUACACCUAUAUUAAUAUCGUCAAAGGUGAGGGUGAUAUGAGUAUUGCUAGGAGACUACCAGCAAGUGUUAGAGCUGCUCACAAAGCCACAAUGAUUGUUCGGAAGUGGGCAACUAAUAUGAUAUCCCAAGUUGGAUUGGGCUUGGAAGCAAGAUCUAAGCGAAUUGAAAUCAUGUUGGAUGCUAUCUCUAUAUGUAGAUCACGAAUGACAUGCUUGAAUGGCGAGGAAGUAUCGUUUAGAGUUGGUGGUAACCUCGGUUCAAGCGUACAAAGCGUGUUACCAUCUGCAAAUGACAUCUCGGCAUCCACUAUAAAAUCCAUGGUUGAGGGCGCUUUGGUAGCUGCGUUGGUAACUCCAGAAUCAAGAAGUCAUGUGGGCGCCUGGGCCCAAGUAUCAGCAAACCGAAAUGCGAAUCUCGAAUCACUGUCGACAUUUAUCAAGCUCCCUGAUACCCCAGAAAGCGAGAAACGGAAGAGUAACUCAAGUCUCCGCGAGCGUGAGCGUCCAUGCGCCGUUGAUCUUGGUUGGAUUUGGGAACGUAUGUUAGAAGUUAUCUUGGAUGUCCGCGACGAUGAGAAUGUCACUGGUCAGGUUGUGUCUUUCGAUAAACGGAGAUACCUCUUCAACUUUAGCUGCAAUGCUCCUCAGCUUGGCCAACAGAGUGUACUCUCAAGUGAAGACGAAGGAUCUAUAUCAUUUUUACUCCAAUUGAUGGAUAAGCAGUCAAAUGAACUGAUAUCAAAAUCUCAAGCUAGAGAUUCCGAGAAUUCUGGUGGACUUCUCAAACAGAUACAUGAAGAUGCAAGUCGGGAAGUUAUACAAGCGCACACUAAGGGAAUCCUAGUAGAAAAUGCCUAUGCUUUCUCAGGUAUCGCCAAACUACAACAGGAGAAGGAGAAGAGAGAUGUGACAAUAGUUGAACGUAUGAGACGCGAAAAGCGUGAUGAUUUGGCGGCUCUUGAGAAACGUGAAAUUGAGAUACAAAAAGCAGCUUCAAUGUCAUUCUUAACGAAACAUGGUAGAACAGCUUCUUCGACCUCAGCGACAAGCAUCGGUAGUUCAAACACGAUAAAGAAAUCUAGACAAGGUAAACGCAUGACUGCGUUACUUAGACCUUUCAGACCGCUUUCAAUUGCGUUCGGCUCAUCACAGCAUCCACCUUCUGAAGCCCCAAGGAAGAGACUCUCUGAAUUAGACUUUGAACCUUCGAAUAAACCUGCUUUGGUAAUCACACUGCAUGCUGCAAGAGUAUCCGAGUUCGUCAACAAUGCUCGCAGUUACACGUUCCAGAUUGUUUCAGAAGAUGGCGCAAAUUACUUAUUCCAAGGUACAUCAGCAACUGAUGUGAAGGAAUGGAUAGAGGUUAUCUCCAGAGCUAGUCAAACUUCAGCAGCGAAGCGACUUACUUAUAUUGCACCAAAUAACAUACCUGCGAGUGAAUUACAAGCUCAGUCGCAAACUCCUGCGCCUGCACCAUCCGUUCCUGCUAAGAGAGAACCACAAGCUGUAUUCGGUGUUGACUUGUCUGAAGUCGUCAGGAGAGAGCUUGGUGAUGAAGGAGUCAAGAACGGCGAAAUUCCUAUCAUCGUUGAUAAAUGUUUGAACGAGAUUGAGGAAAGAGGCCUGCUUGAGACUGGUAUAUAUAGAUUAAGUGGGGCAAUAAGCGCGAUUAGCAAUCUCAAGGAUGCAUUCGAUAGUGACGCCUCAGCGGUUAAUUUGAGUGAAGGUGACGCAAGGGACGUUCAUUCCGUCAGUGGUAUACUCAAACUAUACUUACGCGAACUUCCUGAACCAGUCGUACCAUACGCCAUGUAUCCAAGCUUCAUCCAGGCAGUCUUGAUCCCAGAAUACGAAGAGCGCCUCUAUGCUAUUCGCGAGCUCGUUUGGAAUUUGCCUAGAACUCAUUUCACCUUGCUAAGAAGAUUGUCAGAGCAUCUAGAGAAGGUCACUGAUUACGAGGAUCAAAAUCAGAUGUUUGCUCACAAUCUCGCCAUUGUAUUUGGUCCAAACAUCCUCAAACCUCCAGCAGGUCCCGGAAAUUUCAUGGCUAGUAUGAGCAAUAUCGGUCAUGUGUCAAACUUAGUUAAGAUAUUCAUUCUUCAGUGUCACUGGCUUUUCUAUGCGGCUGAUGAAGCUGAUGCUGAAAAUUAUGAUAAUACAGCUGAACAACAACAGUCAGACCAAGCUAACGAUGAUACCGUCAUUCUCGAAGAAGAUGAAGACGCAGCUUAGCGAUAUCCCCCGAUUCUACUUUACUUCACCCUAAUAGUCUUCUAGUUUUUUAGAUAAAAGUUUGUAGUUUUUAUUUCAUAUUGGGUAUUUC